AGGCGCCCCGGACGCCGGCAGGUCCCGAGGGACCGGGCGGCGACGCCAUGGCGGUGCGACAGGCGCUGGGCCGGGGCCUGCAGCUGGGCCGAGCGCUGCUCCUGCGCUUCACGGCCAAGCCCGGCCCGGCCUACGGCUGGGGCCGGCCGGAGCGGCCCGGCCCCGCGGCGGGCUGGGGUCGCGGAGAGCGCCCGGGCCCGGCCGCGGGACCCGGCACGGAGCCGUGCAGGCUCGGGCUCGGGCUUCCCGGCCGCUACCGCUUCUUCCGCCAGUCGGUGGCCGGACUGGCGGAGCGGCUCCAGCGGCAGUUCGUGGUGCGGGCCCGGGGCGGUGCGGGCCCUCGCGGCCGCGCUGUCUUUCUGGCCUUCGGGCUUGGGCUGGGCCUCAUCGAGGAGAAGCAAGCGGAGGGCCGGCGGGCCGCCUCAGCCUGUGAGGAGAUUCAGGCAAUUUUCACCCAGAAAAACAAGCUGCUCCCGGACCCACUGGACACCCGACGCUGGCAGGGUUUCCGGCUGGAGGAGUAUCUGAUCGGGCAGUCCAUUGGCAAGGGCUGCAGCGCCGCCGUCUAUGAGGCCGCCAUGCCUGUGUUGCCCCGGAACCUGGAGGAGGCAGAGAGCCUGGGCCAGCUUCUUCCAGGGAAGGGCCCAGAGAUCCUUCCACGGGGAGAGGAGGCGCCGGCCCCGCGGGCCCCGGCCUUCCCCUUGGCCAUCAAGAUGAUGUGGAACAUCUCGGCAGGCUCAUCCAGCGAAGCCAUCUUUAGCGCAAUGAGCCAGGAGCUGGUCCCAGCCAGUCGAGUGGCCGUGGCCGGGGAGUAUGGAGCAGCCACUCACGGAAGACCCAAGGGAGGUCCCAAGCAGCUGGCCCCGCACCCCAACAUCAUCCGGGUCUUGCGAGCCUUCACCUCGUCGGUGCCGCUGCUGCCAGGAGCCCUGGUCGACUACCCGGAUGUGCUGCCCCCGCGUCUUCACCCCGCAGGCCUGGGCCACGGGCGGACUCUCUUCCUUGUCAUGAAGAACUACCCCUGUACCCUGCGCCAGUACCUUCGCGGGAACACCCCAAGCCCCCGGCUGGCCACUGUGAUGACUCUGCAGCUCUUGGAAGCGGUGGAUCACCUGGUCCAGCAGGGCGUUGCACACAGAGACCUGAAGUCCGACAACAUCCUUGUGGAACUGGAUGCAGACGGCUGCCCCUGGUUGGUGAUCACAGACUUUGGCUGCUGCUUGGCUGAUGAGCGCAUCGGCCUACAGUUGCCUUUCACCAGCUGGUACGUGGACCGCGGCGGAAAUGGCUGCCUGAUGGCUCCUGAGGUGUCCACGGCCUGCCCUGGCCCCAGGGCAGUGAUCGACUACAGCAAGGCGGAUGCCUGGGCGGUGGGCGCACUCGCCUAUGAAAUCUUCGGGCUCCCCAAUCCCUUUUACGGCCAGGGCAGGGCCCACCUUGAAAGCCGCAGUUACCAGGAGGCUCAGCUGCCAGCACUGCCCGAGUGGGUGCCGUGGGACGUGAGGUGCCUGGUGAGGUCACUGCUGCAGCGGGAGGCCUGCAAGAGGCCAUCCGCCCGAGUGGCUGCUAACGUGCUUCACUUAAGCCUCUGGGGUGAACACACGCUUGCCCCGAAGAACCUGAAACCGGAUGAGAUGAUUGGCUGGCUCCUCCAACAAUCGGCCGCCACUCUGCUGGCCAACAGGCUGACGGAGAACUGUGUGGAAACGAAAAUGAAGAUGCUGUUUCUGGCCAACCUGGAGUAUGAAGCGCUGAGCCAGGCGGCCCUCCUCCUCGACUCCUGGAGGGCGGCCCCGAGACAGCUGCUGUAGCUGGUGAAUUACUAAAAGAACUUUCCCGUAUCUGUGUCAUGAUGGUCUGUGAAUGCUGAGCAAGUGCCUCCUAGGUGAGGGGACGGGGGAGUCAGAAGGAAAGAUGGCACGGGGAGGGCGAGUCAGCAAAGAGAAGGCCUCAGGUUUGGGAGAUGGAAGGAGCAGCUCGAGGUCACAGUGUAAUCACUAACUCGCUCUAGCUGUGUGAUUUUGCCUAGCUGUGUGAUUCUGAUGCAUCAUCCAAGUUCUCUUACCUGUGAAAUGAAGACACUGCUCUCAAUAGAGGUCAGCAACCUUGUUCUGUCGAGGGCUAGUGCUCAGGCUUUCGCAGCUACUCAGCUCUGCCAUCGUGGCGCAAAGACAGCCUUCAAUGUGUGAACAAGUUCAGCUUCACUUAGGGACUCUGAGAUUUGGAAUUUCGUGUGUCACUACAUAUUCUUAAUUUUUUCAACCACUUAAAAGGUAAAAACCAUUUUUUAGCUUGCAGGCCUGCAAAAAUCAGGCAGCAAGCCAGAUUGGCCCACAGACCAAGUUUGCCAACCCCUCAUCUAACUGACUGCAAAGGGCCUAACCCUCAAGAGAAAUGCUAGCCAAUCAGCAGGCUCCUUUGUGCAUCAGCGCUGCCCACGUGAUGCCCAGGGCACACAGAUCCAAAGGAUGACCUCUGUCCUAGGCGAGAGGCUGCUCAGGCAUAAACCACUGACCAGAGUCCUGUCCUCCUCGACCUCUGAAAAGUCAGUGGCCGAGCGGCUCUGUUAGGUGAGGCUGAGCUGAGGAAGGUCAGACCUGUGCUGUGGCCAGAGUUCAUGCAGGUCAGGAUAGUCAGGUGUCAGAGUGAACAGCACGUGAGUGAGGCCCGAGACGGGAGCCGCUGCAGUCAGUCAUCUGUCCCAGAGCAGCCCUGGGUGCUGGUGACAAGCAUCGCCGCAGAGCUCGUGCAGCCGCUGAUUUGAGUCCAGCAGAGCGCCGGUGACUAAUGAAAUGGAGAUUAACAGGGCAGUGUUCUGAACUUGCUGAUUGUCCCUUCUGACUAGCAUUUCUUACAGGAAUUGUGAUGAAUUAAACGCAUAUUGACAACCGCAAAAUAUGUAAGUGCCUCAAACUGAAGACUUUGCUUUUAAGAGUAAGCCUCACACUAUAAAGACAAUGAUAGUUGAGACGG
This is a messenger RNA of Capra hircus (goat), 2973 nucleotides long. It is a transcript of the gene PINK1, whose product is annotated as PTEN induced putative kinase 1. The transcript is spliced from 8 exons. Bases 48 to 1811 code for a protein of 587 amino acids. The record is from RefSeq and is a predicted model, not a curated record. Gene Ontology annotation, biological process: regulation of apoptotic process; positive regulation of mitochondrial fission; protein phosphorylation. Gene Ontology annotation, cellular component: mitochondrion. Gene Ontology annotation, molecular function: ATP binding; protein serine/threonine kinase activity. Lineage: Eukaryota; Metazoa; Chordata; Mammalia; Artiodactyla; Bovidae.